UAAGCCAAACUACACUUAUUAUUUUUAAAUUGUUUGGAAGGAUUUUUUGUUUAAAUUUACUUUCGAUAAUAAACAUCUCAGUUAGUUCGUUGACAAAACCUUAAACAAUCGUAAAGGUGCGCUACAGUUAAAUUAGUUAAGUAUAAAGAUGCUUUACACACAUGUUUUGUGAAACAAUCCAAUCCUCCAGAAAUUUUCUUGUCCUCAGCUUAUUUUGCCAAAAAACAGAGGUUUGUAAAAUAAUAUUUUAGCAUUUGUGUGCAAUAAAUGUUUUCACUGUAAUUUAUAUCUAUGCUAUUCCAAACAUAUUGAAGAUACAAUAUUGACAUGCAUUCUAUAGACGAGCAUGCUGGACAUAUGACAUCACAGCUGACUGAAGCUACCGAAGAUGAAAAAUAUCAUUUACGUCAACUAAUGGAAAAAGCAUGUGAUCAAAUUCCAACUUUAAAAGAGGCUAUCGAAGAGGUUAGUAACGUAAUUUUUUCAUUGGCUAAUAAUGAUGAGAGAAAUCGAAUAAUGAUUUUAGAGUGCUUUCAUAAUUUAGAACAAGCUAUAGCUAAAAGAAAAAGUCAACUUAUUGAAGAAUUAGAUAAAAUCACUGCCAAGAAAAGACAAGUGCUGGAGGAACAAAAGGCUUUGCUUGAUAUGUGUCUUUCAAACAUUACUGUCAAUUCUGAAUUCACUCAAAAUGCAUUAUGUUAUGGGAGUGAAACUGAAAUUAUACUAGUGACUAAACAAAUCGCCGAGAAAUUAGAAGAUUUAGCAACCAUGAGAAUUCAAAAAAUGCCAGAAGAAAAUAGUUUUAUAUUAUUUGAAGCAGAAGAUGCCGAAUCUGCAAAAUCAGCCAUUUUAAAAGUUGGUAAUUUAAUAAGCAAUAGUGCAGUAGCACAUGAGUGUACAGCAGUUGGAGAAGGUCUUAAACUGUGUAGAAUCAACAAACAAACGCUGGUGGUAGUGACUGCUAAAGAUCGCCAUAGUCAAAUAGUAAGGGAUGCUGUUUUUGAUGUCGAACUAAUAUCAUCAGAGUUUUCAUGGAAACCUAAAAUAGCCGACCAGAAAAAUGGAACUUAUCACAUCUUAUAUAUGGUUGAAAAAGAAGGUACUUAUCAGCUGAGUAUCAAAUUACUUGGAAAACCCAUCAAUGGUAGCCCAUUUACAGUGAAAACAUACAUAGAAGAAGAAUGUUCUUCUAGUGACAGACGCUCUAAGAUUCCGAGAACAACAGGACUGAGUAAAUCAUCCUCAAGUGGUUCUAGAGUGAUUGAAGAUGAUUUAAUAUUAAAAAUUGGACACAGAGGUAAGUCCCCUUAUCUUUAUUUAUGAUCUAAAAGCAAUUUU
Messenger RNA from Parasteatoda tepidariorum (common house spider), 1338 nucleotides. NCBI's taxonomy places the organism in Eukaryota, Metazoa, Arthropoda, Arachnida, Araneae, Theridiidae. The record is from RefSeq and is a predicted model, not a curated record.